GUCGUGCAUUCACUAUAAAGAUGUAAAAGGCUGCCAUGAAUAAGCAAAUCUUUUUUUAAGCAGAAUGAUGAAAAUUUGAGCUACUCCGUUUCACGGGCACUUCUCGCAGCAUAAAGCUAUUAAAACGAUAAGACACCGCCAGCUUCCCUUGCUAGGGAGUGACAAAUUCGCUUCAGCGUAUUGUAUCAAUGAUGUGCAGAUUACGGUCUCUAACAGCACACAGUGGGGCCGUUCUCCUACGUUGUCACCAUGUACCAUUAAAAGGUCUUUAAUCUGCAGAUCGCCGCCACAAUGCGCUGCUCAUGCCAGCAAUCUGCUGAGUAACAGGCCAGCACGAUGCGAAAACCUCCAGCCUCCGGGGUCGCCUCAAAAACCCGGCUCCCCCGUCAGUCAAUCAUCGCAACUCCAUUAAUGUAUCUGGGUCAUAAAAAAUGGUUUACGGGAGCCGGAGCCGGGUUACGAAACGCAGCGCGGCCGAUAGACGGGCAGGCGGUGGGGGGUCAGCACCCGCUGCGCCCAGUUCUGAAUACCAGCGCCAGAUUCUGUCCUGGUGUCCCUGGAAUACCUGGACAUUUUCUUAAGUAUUUUCAGGGACUCCUGAAUGUCUUCAGCUUAUGGAUAGAAGGAUUGGGAAACCUCAGGUGUGAGACAGCUGAUGAACGAUGGACAACAUGGAUGCUGCCAAGGGAGGGGCACGAAGACCUGCUCUGGCGAGGGCUGGAUGGAUUCAGCUCCCAGACCGUGAGAAACAUGAAGACUCUGCUUCAGGGAGAGGAUGUCAGUCGAGGAUUGACUCUGAAAAGAGCAGGCAUCAGCCUGGCUGUCGUUGCUGGGGAAGUAGCUGGAGUGUUGCAGUCUUUGGAUAUGCAGUAAACAGACAAUGCAAGAAAGCAGUUCAACAUCACUCCUCUGAGCAGAUCACCACAAGCAACAACCAGAAAUUUCUAGCAGGUGGUGAGAGGAAAGCCCCCACGGCAGCCCUGUGUGGCUGGCUAGCAGGAGCGCAGUGGUCUGCUUCUUUUCUGAUAUUGUUCUAAAAAAUUGGGAGGACACUGAAGACAGCCUCACUGGGACAAUGGCAUUGACUUUAGUAACUCUUCUAAGCGUGGAUGAGCCAACAGAAAAUGGGUUGUUGGACAAAAUAAAAUGCUCUAGGCAUUCUGACUGUUGCAGUAGGUGCUUGUUUAACAUGGCUGGGAAUACUGUUAUUAAAAUAAAUAUUUGUUGCUAAGAUACCCUGUUAGUUCAAUAGCAUUGAAAUCUAGUUUGUGUCAUUAGACUGGAGGAGCAGAUAUUUUAUAGAUAUGUCAUUACAGCCAUUGCAGGCAGACCUGGGAGGCAGGGAGGGAACUCCUCAAACACUAAUAAGAAAUAAAGCAGUCACUAGCAGCAGCUCUGACCUGGAGGGCAAACUUACCCUUGGAAGACAAGCAGCUCGCCAAGUGGGAGCAAGAGAGAAGACCAAGCAGGAAAACAGUGGUGAAACAGUGGUAGAAAUGUUUAUUCCAGCUUUCCUAAAGCAAAUUCUCUUUACCAUUAGGAUAGGGAAAGAGGUGUCCCUAGAAAAUUCCAGAUACGAAUUCAGCAUCUUUGAUUAAGCAUCUCUCUCUCCAUUGAUAAUUUAAGAAAUGAGUAGGAAAUGCUGGAUGACUCAUUCCAGCAGAGGUACUGUUUUUCUGAGGAGGAUCAGCAGCUUUUUAAAGAAAAGGCAGUGGCAGUAACAGGUCUUUUUCUUCAUCUGCCUCUCCUUGCCAUCUCACCACGUAAUAAGACUAGGGGGUGGAAAACGUGCCUUGAGAGUGAGCAGCCUUGGCUCCGUGCUUUCCUCAGCCUAAGAAGAUCUGGUUGUGUCUGAAAUGAGAGUAUGCCAACCUCAGCAUGGAGGGGAGCCAGGGAGGGAGCGUGAGGAACCCUCUGUCUCUCCUGUUGACAGGGGACCCCUCUGCAAUCAUUAACGGGGCUUAGCUCCCAAACUUCAUGGGGCUCAGCAGGGAAGCUAGCAAGAGGGAGUCUGAGUUUCAUCUGGGAAGUGGGAGGAGGCUCUGCUUCUUGCAAUAUGUCAUUAAUAACACAAGCGGCCACCUAGUGGGAUCCAGGGUGUUUUGGGACAAGGCACCCACUGCCCCUUCUUGAAGGCUAACUGGAGCCAUUUUCCUCUUGCCUCUUCUGCUUCUCUCACCUUCCAGCCAGAGAGUGGUCAGGGUCAGCAGGGAGGUUCUUUGUGUGUUUAGGUGUCUACCAGAACAGGUCCCAGGGAGGUACUGUACUCUGCCCACACACGUGGGCACCAGAAACAUCCCAGUCUGCAGAUUUCCUUACCGGCAAGCACACGAAAGCUUGAAAAAACAUCACCCCUCUCUUGCUAGAGACUGAGUCAAAAGGGAAAGCACCGAGGUUGGAUCCUGGUUUCAGACACAGAAAUCCUGGGGCAGUGCUGGCACACAAAGGAAAUUUCCCACAUAUUCCCCCUAUUUCUUGGGGCUUUAGCAGCUGAUAUCUUAUUAACAUUUAGAUUUCUCAAUUCAGUUUAUACCGUUUCAUUACAAAGGGCUUUGCCAGAUGGUAACCCUUGCUGUAGCAGUCUAAGAUGUUAUUGCCUCCAGCUGCCCGCUCUGUCCCUCUGUUCAAAGUUAUGACCUUGUAAGAGGCAGCAGAAGGGGCUGCGCACCCAACUGCAUCUGCUCCCAUUCACAAUCCUGCACAUUAAGGCCUUCAGCUAAUGCUGUGGACCAUAAUUUGGAGCAACCAGGGGACAGGUGACAUUUCUUUCUCCUCACUUUGCUAAGGGGGUGAUAACCUUUGCAACUGGGAGUGAGUGACAGCUGGAGCUGGUCACAUAUUAAAGCAGUAGCUCACGUCUCUCAGAGCUCAUGUGUGGCAGUCAUAAGCUGUGCUGGCCCUAGAAGGACUUUACUUAUGUAGUAACGCAGGUACACCGGUUUGAACAAAACGGUUUGCGCUUGGGUGUGUACCUGUAUCACCGUUUCUGCUCUUCGUGCUCCCAAAGAAAGCAAAGCUGUAUUUUAUGAGCAAGCCAAACUAUCCCAGCAAACAUGAACUCUUGCCAGUAUAGCUGGAUCUGCACCAGAGGCUUCUGCUGACACAGCUAAGACAGUCAAGGAUUAUUCUUCUUCUCCCUCCUAUCAACACACCAGGCUGGAAAAUAUCAGUUGCAGAGACUGGAAUAAAAGCAAUCACAACAGUUUGUCUUUUCCGCAGUGCUCCAAUUUAAACAGGGUCAUACAGGCAGCAUCCGUGGGUGCAGUUUUACUGCUGAGAUCAAUUUCAGUGCCCUGCAGAAUUCGACUAGUGGUAAUGUAGUGCGGCUGUAAAAUUAGAAAGCCCAAUUAUGGCCGGGCUCUGUCUGCACAUCUCUCAGCUUUGGUAGUUGGAGCCACCAGCAUAUUCACACGAGAGCAGAAAUCUGCCAGAGAUGCCCAGCAGCCAGCCUCUGAAAACAAAAUAUUGGGACUGCCCACGAAGAAGAGGAGCUCAUCGUUACAUCUAGCUGCUGUGCUGUCUGCUUGUAUAACCAUUUUUUACUUAUAGAGCAGCGAUUCUGGCAGAGUAUAAAUAUUGCCAUAGAAGUUCUGAGCGCGGUGUUGGAGGAGAAACAUGUGGAUUAGCAGGGAUGGCUAGCGAAGCACUCAUGUCACCUCUCUGCAGGGUGAUGGAAAUAUUUUAUUAUUACUAACCUAUCCUAGGAAAUAGAAGUCCUCCAUCCCUUUCCUUGUCCCUGCUGUUUAAUAAUGAGAGUGGUGAACAAUAUGGUGUCCUCGACAGUCUUCAGACCAAGAACCUGUGGACAAAUUACUAAAUUCUUUAAAGCCAAGCAGGUAAAAUCUUGAUCCUACUGACUUCAGCUGGGCAUGGAUUUUACUUUAUGUGCACAAACUUGCCCAUGUGUAUAAAGUCCUUUCAUACCGUGUUCUGCUGUUGUGUAAUAGUUAAAUUAUUUCCCAGCAUUAAUGUUUAACAUAGAUUUUUUUCCAAUUUUAAUGUAGAGUUAAUUGAUUCCAGUUCUGCCCUGAGUUUCUGG
Molecule: messenger RNA, 4039 nt
Organism: Aquila chrysaetos chrysaetos
Lineage: Eukaryota; Metazoa; Chordata; Aves; Accipitriformes; Accipitridae
Exons: 5
Coding region: 337-873 (178 amino acids)
Source: RefSeq, a predicted model, not a curated record